GGUUUCUCUCCUCUCAUUCAGCCCCGCGCCCUAUUUCCGGCGCAGCCGGGUCUGGGUUCCGGCUUGGUUUCCCUGGUUUCCGGCCCCGGCUAGAGUCUCCGCGGCCAGGCAGCGCAGCACAACCUCGGGUGUCGGGACUCGCCGGCCGAGCUCCCGCAGGUUGGGCUGCUCGGGUCGGGUCUCCUCGGGGCCGCACCGCGCCCCGCCCAUGGAGUCCCAAUGCGACUAUUCGAUGUACUUCCCGGCGGUACCGCUGCCGCCGCGCGCGGAGCUGGCGGGGGACCCGGGCCGGUACCGGGCGCUGCCCCGGCGGAACCAUCUGUACCUGGGGGAGACGGUCCGCUUCCUGCUGGUGCUGCGCUGCCGGGGCGGCGCGGGGUCCGGCGUCGGGGGCGGCGCGGCCUUGGCUUCCCGGGGGGCCUGGACGGAGCUGGCAACCGCCCUUGCCGCCCUGGCCUCGGUCAGCGCGGGAGGAGGGCUGCCAGGGGGCGGUGGCUCGGGCGACCCGGACGCCGAGCCCCCUGGGGGAGGGGACCCUGGGGGCGGGGGCUUGUUCCGAGGCUGCAGCCCCCUUCUCACCCACGGCCCGGGCCCUGCUACCUCAGGGGGAGCGACCACGCUGCCUGUGGAGGAACCGAUUGUGUCCACAGAUGAGGUCAUCUUCCCACUCACUGUUUCACUGGAUAGACUGCCCCCAGGGACACCCAAGGCCAAGAUUGUAGUGACGGUGUGGAAGCGGGAGGUUGAGGCACCAGAAGUUAGAGAUCAAGGCUACCUGCGCUUGCUUCAGACCCGAUCUCCUGGGGAGACCUUCAGGGGAGAGCAGAGUGCCUUCAAGGCUCAAGUGAGCACCCUGCUGACACUGCUGCCCCCUCCGGUUCUGAAAUGCCGGCAGUUCACUGUGGCUGGAAAACACUUGACUGUGCUCAAGGUGCUGAACAGUUCUUCCCAGGAGGAGAUCUCCAUCUGGGAUAUCCGAAUCCUCCCCAACUUCAAUGCCAGUUACCUACCUGUCAUGCCUGAUGGCUCUGUGCUGCUGGUGGACAAUGUCUGUCACCAAUCUGGGGAAGUCUCCAUGGGCUCCUUCUGUCGGCUUCCUGGGACCUCUGGCUACUUCCCCUGUCCACUUAGUGCCCUGGAGGAACACAACUUCCUGUUUCAACUGAGAGGGGGUGAGCAGCCCCCUCCAGGGGCCAAGGAGGGCCUUGAAGUCCCCCUGAUUGCUGUGGUUCAAUGGUCCACCCCAAAGCUGCCCUUCACCCAGAGCAUCUAUACCCACUACCGCCUGCCCAGUGUCCGCCUAGACCGCCCCUGCUUUGUGAUGACCGCUUCUUGUGAGUCCCCUGUUCGGACCUACGAGCGUUUCACUGUCACCUACACGUUGCUCAACAAUCUCCAAGACUUCCUUGCAGUGAGGCUUGUGUGGACCCCGGAACAUGCACAGGCUGGAAAGCAGCUGUGUGAGGAGGAGCGCCGGGCCAUGCAAGCAGCCCUAGACUCCAUCGUCUGCCACACGCCUCUCAACAGCCUCGGCUUCUCCCGGAAGGGCAGCGCACUUACCUUCAGUGUGGCCUUCCAGGCCCUGAGGACGGGGCUCUUUGAGCUGAGCCAGCACAUGAAACUGAAGCUCCAGUUUACUGCCAGUGUGUCCCACCCUCCGCCUGAGGCCCGGCCCCUGUCCCGCAAAAGCAGCCCCAGCAGCCCUGCUGUCCGGGACUUGGUGGAGAGGCACCAGGCCAGCCUGGGCCGCUCGCAGUCCUUCUCCCACCAACAGCCUUCCCGCAGCCACCUCAUGAGGUCAGGCAGCGUGAUGGAGCGCAGGGCCAUCACCCCCCCUGUGGCCUCCCCUGUCGGCCGUCCCCUCUACCUGCCCCCAGACAAGGCUGUGCUUUCUCUGGAUAAGAUUGCCAAGCGAGAGUGCAAAGUCCUGGUAGUGGAGCCCGUCAAGUAGCACCAAGCUGCUCAGCUUUCGUUCACUCCAGAAACCCAAAGCCCCAGGAGGGCUCCUUGGUCCCAGCCUGUGCCUCCCAUGCCUCUCACUGUGGGCAGAGGCCCGGUCAGGCUGCCUGUCUGUGUCUGCUGUGAGGGACGAGGGCAGAAGCUGUGAAAUGGGCUGUAUGGCUGCAGCUCAGCCAACAGUGUUUCCCAAGUUCUCAUGGGGGGGGGGGCUGGCCCCACCCCAGGCCAGGCAAGGGCUGCUUGCCCUCUGCCUUUCACCUUGUUCCUUGUUCUCAGUUUACAGAGUAUUUUCUCAUUCCCAUUAUGUUCUCUCUGCCUCUGAAAUUCCCUCCCACCCACCCGCAGGGCUGAGAUUAGAGGGUGGUGGUGGUAAAGGGACCCCGACAAUGACAAUGAUUCUCCUGUCUCAGGGGUUGGGGAUAUAGCUAGGUGGCCUCUUUCUGCCCCUCAUGUUUACGUUAGCAGCCUGAAGCACUUUAAGUUCUUUCUUUUUUCUUUAUUUCUUUUUGGUCUGUUCCUCUAACUUAUUCUCCAACCACAGCUUCCAACUGAAAUAAGACUAUUAAAUGCCUGUCAAGGAGGAAGAA
Messenger RNA from Nannospalax galili (Upper Galilee mountains blind mole rat), 2546 nucleotides. It is a transcript of the gene Trappc14, whose product is annotated as microtubule associated protein 11. The record is from RefSeq and is a predicted model, not a curated record. Gene Ontology annotation, molecular function: alpha-tubulin binding. The transcript is spliced from 11 exons. Bases 209 to 1951 code for a protein of 580 amino acids. NCBI's taxonomy places the organism in Eukaryota, Metazoa, Chordata, Mammalia, Rodentia, Spalacidae. Gene Ontology annotation, cellular component: TRAPPII protein complex. Gene Ontology annotation, biological process: cilium assembly.